UCUUGGUUUUUAAUAUUUAGCCAGGUAUUUUAGUGUAACGAUUGGAGUUUUUGUUUCAAGAUAGCUUUUUGGUGAUCAAGUUGAGAUUCUUAUUGGGUUUUGAUGUUAUUUUCUACUUGGGUUUCUUCAUUUUUGUCUUUAGAAAAUCUUUUUGACUUCAUUUGUUGACAUUCUCAUAUAAACUGAUCUUGGUUUUAGUAUUUGGCCAUGUGUUAAAAGCGUAAAAGGAGGGGAAGUCAUCAAUUUGAGGAUUAGCUGUUUAAUCCCAUUUGGUUUCUUGAAGGUUGCUGCUUUUUUAACCGUUAAUUCGGGGUUGCCAAGAUGAUGAUGUUUGAAGAAAUGGGGUUCUGUGGCGAUCUUGAUUUCUUCCCUGCUCCGCUAAAGGAAGUGGAAACAGCUGCUUCGCAGAUCGAGCAGGAGCAGGAGCAGGAGCCGGUGAUGGAUGAUGAUUAUAGCGAUGAGGAGAUUGAUGUGGAUGAGCUGGAGAGGAGGAUGUGGAGGGACAAGAUGAAGCUGAAAAGGCUGAAAGAAAUGACUAAGGGGGGUAAGGAAGGUGUUGACGCUGUCAAACAACGCCAGUCUCAGGAGCAAGCGAGGAGGAAGAAGAUGUCGAGGGCACAAGACGGGAUCUUGAAAUACAUGUUGAAGAUGAUGGAAGUUUGUAAAGCUCAGGGUUUUGUUUAUGGAAUUAUCCCGGAGAAAGGGAAACCGGUUACCGGGGCAUCAGAUAAUCUCAGGGAGUGGUGGAAGGAUAAAGUGAGGUUCGAUCGAAAUGGACCUGCAGCCAUAGCAAAGUACCAAGCUGAUAAUGCGAUUCCGGGCAAGAAUGAGGGAUCUAAUCCGAUUGGUCCUACCCCUCACACUUUGCAGGAGCUUCAAGAUACCACUCUUGGCUCUUUAUUAUCAGCUUUGAUGCAACAUUGUGAUCCUCCUCAGAGGCGAUUUCCGUUGGAAAAAGGUGUUCCACCUCCGUGGUGGCCCACUGGACAGGAGGACUGGUGGCCUCAACUAGGCCUGUCGAAAGAUCAAGGUCCUCCGCCUUAUAAGAAGCCUCACGAUCUGAAGAAGGCGUGGAAAGUUGGUGUUCUCACCGCGGUGAUAAAGCACAUGUCCCCUGAUAUCGCUAAGAUUCGUAAGCUGGUAAGGCAAUCAAAGUGUUUGCAGGAUAAGAUGACGGCCAAGGAAAGUGCAACUUGGCUUGCCAUUAUCAAUCAGGAGGAAGUUUUGGCUCGAGAACUUUAUCCUGAUCGUUGUCCACCUUUGUCCUCAGCUGGUGGUAGUGGAACUUUUACUAUGAAUGACAGCAGUGAGUACGACGUUGACGGUGUUGUAGAUGAGCCUAACUUUGAUGUUCAAGAGCAAAAACCAAACCAUCUCGGUUUGCUGAAUGUUAAUGUUGAUCGAUUCAAGGAGAGGCUGCCUAUGCAACAACAAUCUCUUCCAAUCAAGGAUGAAAUUAUGAUUGCCAACUUAGAUUUCACUCGGAAGAGGAAGCCAGCGGAUGAGCUGACUUUCUUGAUGGAUCAGAAGAUAUAUACUUGUGAGUGUCUUCAAUGUCCGCACAGCGAGCUCCGCAAUGGUUUUCAGGACAGAUCCUCCAGAGACAAUCAUCAAUUAACUUGUCCUUUCAGAAACUCUCCGCAAUUUGGAGUUUCAAAUUUUCAUGUUGAUGAAGUCAAGCCGGUUGUCUUUCCUCAACAAUAUGUCCAGCCAAAGCCAGCUUCUCUGCCGAUUAACCAAGCUCCGCCUUCCUUUGAUCUGUCAGGAAUCGGGGUUCCUGAAGACGGGCAGAGGAUGAUCAAUGAGCUUAUGUCGUUCUACGAUAAUAAUAUACAAGGAAAUAAAAGCUCAAUGGCGGGGAACGUUGUGAUGUCAAAAGAGCAGCCUCGUCAACAACCUAGUAUUCAACAGAACAAUUACCUACACAACCAAGGGAUUAUAUUGGAUGGAAAUAUCUUUGGGGACACCAACAUUUCUGCUAACCAUUCCAUGUUCCCACAAGGUGAUCGGUUUGAUCAGUCCAAGGUUUUAACUUCACCAUUCAAUGCAGGCUCUAACGACAAUUUCCAUUUCAUGUUCGGGUCUCCAUUCAAUUUACAGUCCACUGAUUACACUGAAGCUCUUUCUGGGAUUACACAGGAUAACAUGCCGAAGCAAGAUGUUCCGGUUUGGUAUUAGCAAAGGAUGUGUGCUCAAAUGUAUAUCAAGUACCACGACUUUGUGCACAUGGAUAUCACUUGUUUCCAAGAGGGAAGAUCUACACAUUAUCGAGUGGAUUUGAAUCGCCUACAGUUCUCUCGGUUUGGUGUUUCUGUUACUACGUAGUUGUAGAGGUUGGAGGAUUCUGCAUGGUGUAAUGAAAAAGGUGUAAGAGACGUCCUCGGAUAUUCGCCAUGCUGGUUAGAAAGAACUUAUAGAUGUUUUUAAAUAAGGUAGUCGUCGUUUUGUUUUUACAUAAUUCUGUAUAGGUUAGCUUUAUUUGAGAUUUCAAUCUGUUUAAGUUUCUUAAAUAACUGUACUUCGUCGAUGAUUCGUGGAAUUGUGAACUCUUUUGUGCCUCUGGCUGGUCAAAGUAUAAACUGUUACAAUUCUCUGCAGCUGCAGUUUUCUUCUUGUUAAGUACUUUUUUGAGAGGUGAUGGUGGUUGUGUAAUGUAAAGCCAAAGCUGUGUGAUAUGUUUUAGCAUCCUAUAUGCAAUGGCUUAAGAAUAAAGUGUUUUAUCCAA
This is a messenger RNA of Nicotiana tabacum (common tobacco), 2725 nucleotides long. RefSeq names its product protein ETHYLENE INSENSITIVE 3-like. NCBI's taxonomy places the organism in Eukaryota, Viridiplantae, Streptophyta, Magnoliopsida, Solanales, Solanaceae. The record is from RefSeq and is a predicted model, not a curated record. Gene Ontology annotation, molecular function: DNA binding; DNA-binding transcription factor activity. Gene Ontology annotation, cellular component: nucleus.